GCGGGGCCGGCGGUGGGAGCGGGCGGGGGACGCCGCUGGGGCCGGGGAAUGGGCGCGUAGGGAGCGAGGAAGGAAGGGAGGAGGGGAUCGAGCGAGCAAGAAGCGAGCAAGCAAGCAAGGAGAAGAGCCGGACGGAGAUUCCCGCCCGGCGCCCGAGGUAGCCGCCCCCAUCGGGGUCCCCCUCCGCCGCCUGCGGGCUGCGCGCCCCUUCCAUCCGCCCCAGGGCUCCGCCGCCGGGAUGAGCAGCUCGCGGAACAACCGGGUGAUGGUGGAAGGAGUCGGGGCCCGGGUGGUCCGCGGCCCGGACUGGAAGUGGGGGAAGCAGGAUGGCGGCGAGGGCCAUGUGGGCACCGUGCGCAGCUUCGAGAGCCCCGAGGAGGUGGUCGUGGUGUGGGACAACGGCACCGCCGCCAACUACCGCUGCUCCGGGGCCUACGACCUCCGCAUCCUGGACAGCGCGCCCACCGGUAUCAAACAUGAUGGGACUAUGUGUGAUACUUGUCGGCAGCAGCCCAUCAUUGGCAUCCGAUGGAAAUGUGCUGAAUGCACAAAUUAUGACUUGUGCACAGUUUGCUAUCAUGGGGACAAGCAUCACUUGAGGCAUCGUUUUUACAGAAUUACCACACCGGGAAGUGAAAGGGUAUUGUUGGAGUCUCGACGUAAAUCAAAGAAAAUUACAGCAAGAGGAAUCUUUGCAGGUGCCAGGGUGGUGCGAGGAGUUGACUGGCAAUGGGAAGAUCAAGAUGGUGGCAAUGGGCGUAGAGGAAAGGUGACUGAAAUCCAAGAUUGGAGCGCGUCGAGUCCACAUAGCGCAGCAUAUGUUCUUUGGGACAAUGGUGCUAAAAACCUUUACAGAGUUGGAUUUGAGGGCAUGUCUGACCUGAAAUGUGUUCAAGAUGCAAAAGGAGGCUCUUUCUACAGAGACCAUUGUCCUGUGUUAGGUGAGCAAAAUGGUAACAGAAACCCUGGUGGGCUGCAAAUAGGUGACCUUGUAAACAUUGACCUUGACUUGGAAAUUGUGCAGUCUUUGCAGCAUGGUCAUGGAGGAUGGACUGAUGGCAUGUUUGAGACUUUAACAACAACUGGAACGGUUUGUGGCAUCGAUGAGGACCAUGACAUUGUAGUACAAUAUCCAAGUGGCAACAGGUGGACAUUUAAUCCAGCUGUUCUCACCAAGGCCAACGUUGUCCGAAGUGGAGAUGCUGCUCAAGGUGCAGAGGGAGGAACCUCUCAAUUCCAAGUGGGAGACCUUGUGCAAGUGUGUUACGACCUGGAGCGAAUCAAGCUUCUCCAGAGAGGUCAUGGAGAGUGGGCUGAGGCAAUGCUUCCAACUUUAGGUAAAGUAGGUCGGGUCCAGCAGAUUUAUUCAGACAGUGACUUAAAGGUAGAAGUUUGUGGGACAUCUUGGACCUAUAAUCCAGCAGCUGUCUCGAAGGUGGCAUCAGCAGGAUCUGCUAUAAGUAAUGCAUCUGGUGAGAGAUUGUCCCAGCUAUUGAAAAAAUUAUUUGAAACCCAAGAGUCUGGAGAUCUCAAUGAAGAAUUGGUUAAAGCUGCUGCCAAUGGAGACGUUGCUAAAGUGGAAGACUUGCUAAAGAGGCCAGACGUGGAUGUGAAUGGGCAAUGUGCUGGACACACAGCUAUGCAAGCUGCAAGCCAGAACGGCCAUGUCGACAUUUUGAAGUUGCUUCUGAAACAGAACGUGGAUGUAGAAGCAGAGGACAAGGAUGGAGACAGGGCUGUCCAUCAUGCAGCCUUUGGUGACGAGGGUGCUGUGAUUGAGGUUUUGCACCGCGGCAGCGCAGAUCUCAAUGCUCGCAACAAGCGCAGGCAGACUCCACUCCAUAUUGCUGUCAACAAAGGUCACCUGCAAGUUGUCAAGACUUUACUGGACUUUGGCUGCCACCCCAGUCUCCAGGAUUCUGAGGGAGACACUCCACUUCAUGAUGCAAUAAGUAAAAAGCGUGAUGAUAUCCUUGCUGUACUCUUAGAAGCUGGAGCAGAUGUUACUAUCACCAACAACAAUGGGUUUAAUGCUCUUCAUCAUGCUGCACUAAGAGGAAAUCCUAGCGCAAUGCGUGUGUUGUUGUCCAAGUUACCACGACCAUGGAUUGUUGAUGAGAAAAAAGAUGAUGGUUACACAGCCUUACAUCUGGCAGCUCUUAAUAAUCAUGUGGAAGUGGCUGAACUUUUGGUGCAUCAGGGCAAUGCUAACCUGGAUAUCCAGAAUGUUAACCAGCAAACUGCUCUUCAUCUUGCUGUUGAACGACAGCAUACGCAAAUUGUUAGGCUCUUAGUUCGUGCAGGUGCUAAAUUGGAUAUUCAGGAUAAAGAUGGGGAUACUCCCCUGCAUGAAGCCCUGAGACACCACACCCUGUCACAGCUCCGGCAACUCCAAGACAUGCAAGAUGUGGGCAAGGUAGAUACUGCUUGGGAGCCAUCAAAGAACACAUUAAUUAUGGGACUUGGCACUCAAGGAGCAGAGAAGAAGAGUGCUGCAUCUAUUGCCUGCUUCCUGGCGGCCAACGGGGCUGACCUCGGCAUUCGCAACAAGAAGGGUCAGUCCCCUCUCGACCUCUGCCCUGAUCCAAGUCUCUGCAAAGCAUUGGCUAAAUGUCACAAAGAAAAAGUCAGUGGCCAGGUUGGUUCCCGAAGUCCAUCUAUGAUCAACAAUGAUUCUGAAACCUUAGAAGAAUGUAUGGUGUGUUCAGACAUGAAGAGAGACACUCUGUUUGGCCCAUGUGGCCACAUUGCCACGUGUUCCUUGUGCUCACCACGGGUGAAAAAAUGCCUCAUCUGUAAAGAACAAGUUCAGUCUAGGACAAAGAUUGAAGAAUGCGUAGUAUGUUCAGACAAAAAGGCAGCAGUGCUCUUCCAGCCUUGUGGUCAUAUGUGUGCCUGUGAGAUUUGUGCAAGCUUGAUGAAGAAAUGUGUACAGUGUCGGGCAGUGGUUGAGCGAAGAGUGCCUUUCAUAAUGUGCUGCGGAGGGAAAGGUACAGAAGAUACCAGUGAUGAUAUUUCAAGUGGAAACAUUCCAGUUUUGCAGAAGGACAAAGACAACACUAAUGUCAAUGCAGAUGUACAGAAGCUGCAGCAACAGUUGCAAGACAUCAAGGAACAGACGAUGUGUCCGGUGUGUUUGGACCGCCUGAAGAACAUGAUCUUCCUGUGUGGCCACGGGACGUGCCAGCUGUGCGGAGACCGGAUGAGCGAGUGCCCCAUUUGCCGCAAGGCCAUCGAACGGAGGAUCCUUUUGUACUGAGCAGGGGCCAGGGUCUUUUUUACUAGGUUGGCAAAGAGUAAGGACAUGUUGAUGCUUUUAAGCCUCUGUUAGUUUGGAAGGUAGGAAAGGGUUCUGAUGAAAACAUUUCUAAUACUGUAGCACAGGUUUGUUACAUAGUAAUUGUUUAAAGACUGUGAACACACCAAAUAAAAGAAACAGUAUUUGAACAGUCAGCUUGUAGCUUUACUCUUAAAAAACAUCUAACCCUAAUGCUGAUUUAAAGCAGUCUUUUUUCAGUUUGUUUCUGUCUUCUUCUUCCCCUUAAAGUUUAAAGGAACAAUCUUAUUUUGGUUUUGUUCGUGUGUAUCAUGUAUGUAUCAGAUGUCAAGUGAUGUAAGGGAAUUUUUUUUAUAUUGUCUGUUACUACCAAACAUAAAUAUUUAGGAUUUUUUUUUUUUUUUUUUGCUUUGAGCUUUCUGGAGAGUGUCAACAUUUCCUGUGACAGUUCUGAUUCACAAUUAAUUUCUGUCUUGAAAUACACAGUCAUGAAAAAUCAGUACAAAAUAUAUACACUGUAAUAAUAGAUAUACUAUUCCCAUAAGGUCAUGCCUCAGAAUGCAAUGGUAGGGGUAAUUCUGACUUCAUCAUGCCCUUUGUUCCUGAGGAUGGGUUGUGUAGGAAACAAUAAAAAGAAAAAUCUGUCUUAGAAGCAUUAUGUUUCCAAAACCGCACUUUGAGCUAACAGGUUCAAGCUAAGUAACUUAAAUAGCAAAUGUCUUAAUUCUGCUAAUACUUUGUAUGGAAUUGCUUUUAGCUUGAGUGGAAAGGAGAACAUUUGAGCAGUGGGUCAGUUACCCCUUUUAGAUGAGUGAAUUUCAUCUGUUGUGUAGAAACGCAUACAUGCAGAGACAUUUAGAAAUUGUGGGUCUGUGAAUUCAGAAAAAAGAGACUUUGCAAAAUUUCCUUUCUUUUUAAGUGAGUUUUAUUGUCUCCAGGCAAACAGUGUCAACAGCAAAAGAGAAUAUUUAAUAUUGAUUAUUCAUCUAAGUGGGGUGUUAACACCAGAACUUAUCUGUGAGCAUUACUGAAUAAUACUGCAAAUGAAGAUAUUGCUGACAGAACAGUGAAUUUUGUGAGCUGUGCCUAGUUGAGCUGAAUUUUGCUGAAGGAGUUUCUUGUCCCUGAUAUGGUAAAAAGCUGUUCCACCUGACCUCCAAAAUGCUACUGUUAGGGACUGCAAACUAUUAACAUUUUGAAAACAAAUAUAUCCUUUCAUCCUUUUUAGUGGUAGAAAAUACACUGAUUUAAGGACCUCUUGUAGCUAAAAGGAAUCUGUGCUUGCUCCUAAGUGAUUUGACUGUUUUCUGAGUGCACAGUUCAUGUAGCCCAUUGCCGUUGUGCAGACUUCAUUUGGAUGUGCUCUUGCAGAACAUGAAAGAAAUUCGUGCUGGAGUUACUUAGGUGCCUUACUUGCAGCUAAGAUGAAUUUAUCAUUGAAUUCUCAUUGCAUAUGUCUAAAAUGUGGAUAAAAGGAUAGUUCAGGGAAAGAUCCAAGUAAGGAUAAUGUUGUAAUUGUGGUCUUUGCAGAUAAAUCAAUCUGUCUUCUGAAACUGAUGUUGAUAUACCUGAACUGUGCAAAUAUUGGCAAAUGUCUCAGAAGACUGUUAGUAAUAAACUGUAAAGAUAGACAAACCUUUAAGCAAUAAGAUUUAAACACUGAAUAAAGUUUUCCAGGAAACAAGUACAGUGAUAUAUUGGAAAAGUGUAUGUAGAGGGGCUUUUAACACCAUGAAGUGGUGUAAUACACAGCCUUACAAUAGCCAUCUUUAAUCCUCCUCCAGCAUUCCAAAUGUUCCUCAUUAUUUUCAGCAUUCUGUCAUUGGACACAAUCACAAUCUGGAGUCACUGUAGUAGUCUGGUUUAUUUUGUAUACUAGUAGUCAUCUGGUCUCAGAUAAUUGUAUUCUUGACCAAAUGAAGCAGGCUUCCCUUUUUUAGCUUAUCGAUUCCUAUUCAAAAAUAGCAUAAUUUCAAGGAGUUUUGGAAAGUUUUUGAUGUAAGACCUUUUUUCAGUUCAGCAUUUUGGGUAUCUCCACUUGAAUUUUGUGUGCAUCUGAGUGUUCAUUGCACUUUUCAUUUGCACAACAUGCAUGUUACUAAGGUUUUUGGGUUUUUUGGUAGUUUCAUGGGGUUUUUUGGUAGCAUGUUUUACAGCUGAACUUUCUAUAGUAGGCUUCCGUUUCUUGUCAGGCUUCCCCUGGAAAUACUUCUGUAAUAGGAUGUGCCAUUUGAUGAUCCAUUCUGAGUUUUAGCCUGUCAUCCAUCAGAUUUCUACCUUGAUUUCCUUUGUCUCUGGCAGACAUAUUUUGUCCUCUUCAUUCUUUAGGGGAACCUCUGCAAACCUGGCUAUGCAGAUGCAGGGUGGAUCUCUUCUUGAUAACAACUCAAAACUGAAACCUCAGUAUAGCAGUUCACAUUUUCCUGACUCUUAGUUGCUGGAACAGGCCAGAAUUACUUGAAAGUAUUCCAACUUAGCAUCAGCUUAAUAAUUCAGCUGAGUUAGAACAGAUCUGAAGCAUCCUGGGUAGGAAACUGGAUGUAAGAUGUAAGUUACUGCUUAACACCCUCAGUGCUUGAAUCACACUCCUAUGGAAAUGGAGACAAUGACUGAAGGUGUUGCUGUAGGAGCAGCUUUAGUAUCCUAUACUGCGCUCAAGGCAGAUGGAUGUGACUGCAUAGGAGUUUGUGAUUGGACUCAUUCAGCAGUGUUAUGUGCUGGUUGAGACUGAUCUGUGUCAGCUUGAUGGUGACACAGAAAAACGACUAUUUUAGUGCCAAGAAAAACAACUGAAUUAUAAAAACUAGGAAAGCUAACCAAGAUGCUUGAUUUAUUUAUAUAGGUCUCUUAUUGACAGGAGGAAGAGCUGUAUCACGUCUGGAGAUGGCGAUACAGUUUGCCUUUCAAAAAAACUUAAAGAGGAAAACUGCUUGCAAAUCCAAUAUCAUUUAUGGAAAUAAAUAUUUAUAUUCAGACUCUCUCUUUUCAUUCAGGUGCAGAAGGUGAGCCAGUGUUGUUGAGGAUCCCAGUAAGCUCAUUUGCUUUAUUUUGUGGUUAUCUGUGCACAGAGUGUGAAUGUUUCAUUGGAUAGCACAUAUUUGAAGGAUGAGAAGUUCACUUGAAGGCCAAAGGGGAUCAUAACAAGUAGUAGAGUUAAGGAAAUACCACUGUGCUUCUGUCUUCAACAAAAGAUUAAAGUCUAAAUUUCACCUGAUCAAAGUGAAAAUUAGAAAAAUCAGUUAGGCAUUUAUCUCUUAAUUUAUUGUAAAGUCGUAGAAUGUAAGGGUUGUAAGGUUUGUUAUGUCUAUUCCCCAGCAUUUAAUAACAAUUUUGAAAUGAAAUGGAAUGAAAUAUCUCCAUUUGUUUCUUGAAACAAGUAACAAGACACAUAAAAAUAUGUAUUGUUCAGUGUGAGGUAUGCUCAGAUAUUUAAGUAAAAUACUUUCUUUUCCAUUCAUUAAGGGACAUAGGCAGUCACAUCACUAUGCAGUGAUUUAAAAUGUAAAGACAACCUAGGAGGUUAACAGAAUAAACGAAAUAGUUGUAGAUUGUUAACUUUUGUAUAACUACCUUUGACUUUUUUUCCCCUCAAAACUUGUAUCAUCACUUAUUGUGGCCAAGGCUUAUAUGGCACUUCUCAAAAUCUGGGCUGCUAUUGCCUACUUUCCAUUUGUUGGAUUACUGUGUAUUUGUACGUUGGGGUUUGGAGAAAUCCCUUUUUCCUGAAGUGGAUAAUAAAAACUAGACUGGUGAGAUAGCAAACAAGUUCCUUUCUAAAUGUGGAGGUUUGAUUAGAAGGUGAUAUUCUUAACUUGGACUGGGUGAGAAUAUAGCAGAUUUGCACAAGUACUUGUGCCUUUUUAGCAUAAUCCUAUAAUUGGUAUUUUAGCUUCUUUUGAAGACCUGAAGUGGUCUUUUAAAAAUAAUUGAGUACUUAUUGUGUAGAUAUUUUCUAGAGAUGAAGGUUUAUGUACGUGUAAUUAUCUUUAGCAGUAUUAAUUACAGUUAGUAUAAACACUAAAUUGUUUGAAGAAGCUGCUUUCAGCUAGUGAUCUGAGCUUCCUCUACAAAACUAAUUGUGAGAAAUUUAAUUUUACUCUUCCAGUAGCAGCUGGUGAACCGAAGAGCCUAUCCUGUUCUUUGUGCUGCAUGGGUCAAGUUUUCACUUUAAAAAACCAAACCCCAACAACACUACAGUCUAACCUUUAGCAGUGCUACCUCCUUUCUGUCAAAGUGCUGAAUUCUUCUCUAGCUGUUCGUUGUCUUUGGGAAGGGGUGGGGAAUGCAUCAGUUUUCUUUUGCUUCAUCAGUUUUGAUGUCUGAAUACAUUGCAGAGGUUUUUUUACUUUAGAAAAUUACUGUGUAAAUUGCGUACAAUAGCAGUGUGUGAUUUGGCACAAAGUACAUUGUAUACAGUGCAUAAGUUCCUGGAAUUCAUACUGUUGUCUUUCUGUGCAUUUCAUACUUUGUUUGUGUUGACAAAGCUAAACUGUUGUCUGCAGAAGCUUUAGUGUGUGCCAUUUUUAUAGCUCAGCCUGUGGUAAAUACGCAAGUUCUGACUCAGGGCUUUUUAACAACUUAAACACAUUCACAAUAUUCUUCAGCACAUCUUGGAGAAUACUAGAGAUUUAAUGACUGUACAGUGCCUUGAUAGAACUAUUGAAUGGGCAGCAGCCAUAGGGUCUUCACAAGAAUGCAAGUAUCUUUUCAAUCCAGUUAGUGAGUUGAUGUUAAUAUAGUUGUAAUGCCCUCGCCAUGGAUUUAUAAACUUGUAUAUAUUUUCUGUAAAGGAAAAUUGGCAAAUUUAGAUAUUGUUAAGCUUUCUGAAAGCUGUUUAAUUGUUGCACUGGUCAUGAGGAUCUGAAGGGCAUAAUAUUCAAAUUUAAAGAAGCAGCUUUUGUGUCAAAGACGGCUGAGAAAAUUUUCUGUAUGUGACAUUUUUAGUGUGAGGAAGAGGUAAUUGUAUAACAUAUAAAAGUACCUGCUUCACUAUGAUCUGGUAAAUCUUCUGUAAGCAAGAGAGAAAUAACCAAUAACAAAUCAGUAUGUUUGCAUGCAGUUUCAUAGUUAGAAAGCUUUGUGUCAUUUUGAGCUUCUAGAAAUACUUAAUUUGUCCCAGCCUUAGUGUCUGUAUGAAUGCAAACUGUUCAUGUUAGCAAACAGUUUUUACUGAAUCACAAGAAGCGUUUUUGCUUUUGUUAAAACUAACUUUGUAUUUUCUGUAAACUGUAGAUUUUGACAUGACUGUUUAUUGGAGAAAUUUAAGGUUGCCUGUGUGAAUGUAGUGUAAUUCUGUAUGCAGAUAGCAUUAUAUAAUUGCUUACUUUAAAACUGCUUAGCAAGGUCUAAGCUUUUCAAAGGAAAUGCUGAUGUACUGUAUGGUUAGUAAAACUUGUCAUAUAAGAUGUAUACUGACUUUUUGAAGAGCUUUGAUUUAAAAGUAUAGUUGGGCUGAAUUAAUACUCAUAUUUUGCACACAACAUUGGAAAGGGGGUGGUGGCUCAAAUGUCUUCCUCCUGAGUUGUAAUGAUGUUAGAUGUCACCAUGGAAUUUGAAAAUUGGAUACCGAAAAGGUAUUUGCAAACUUGGUUACUUGUUGGCAUACAAUGUUUAAAAGAGCACCAGACUUUAUUGAGAAAUUUUGCAGUCCAAAGUUCUUUAAAAAACUGUUUCUUUUAUAAUAUGUUCCUGAAGAAUGAGUUUGUGGAAGCAUCAGAAGUGCUAUGUGCCUUUGAAUCUCCAAGGUACUCAAACAUUGUUAAAGCAGCACAGUAGAAGUUCAAAGGGUGGAUUAAGUUGUAACAACAGAAAGGUUGAUUUAAAAUUAUCUCUGGAUUAUGUGCAAAUUUUUCUGUAAAUAUGCAGUUCAUAGUACUGUUCUACUGACCCAAGUUGCUGUUAAGUGUUUGUUAGACUCUGUGUUUACUUGUAAUUGAAUGGCCUUUACAGAUCUGGCUACGUGAAUGUGAUCAUUUAAACAUCUCCUGCCAGAUACAGUAACUUCCAUAUUCUGAGACAACGGAUGCUGCAUCAUGGUUUGUACUUUUAGGAUUCAAUUUAAUGGAUGCAUUUGUAAAAAAAAAAAAAAAAAGCCUAUGUAAUCAAAGGCAACAAAACCAACCAGACUUAUAUGGCUUAGUGUUUUUAUUUGUCCUAGUGUACAGGUGAAAAAAGGAACUGACAGAAUAAAAAGUUUGUUGCUCUCUUUCUCA
Zonotrichia leucophrys gambelii is the source of this 9489-nucleotide messenger RNA. RefSeq names its product MIB E3 ubiquitin protein ligase 1 (gene MIB1). Gene Ontology annotation, molecular function: protein binding; zinc ion binding; ubiquitin-protein transferase activity. Gene Ontology annotation, cellular component: cytoplasm. NCBI's taxonomy places the organism in Eukaryota, Metazoa, Chordata, Aves, Passeriformes, Passerellidae. The transcript has 21 exons. Gene Ontology annotation, biological process: protein ubiquitination; Notch signaling pathway; endocytosis. The coding region runs from base 239 to 3259 and encodes 1006 amino acids. The record is from RefSeq and is a predicted model, not a curated record.